CGAUUGUAUACGUGUUCUUCUUCUUUUACUUGACAAAUAAUUAUGUUUGAAAAGUCCUUGACUGACCUUAUACGAGGUAUCAGGGCCAACAAAAAAAACGAGCAAAAAUACAUUGCUGCUUGCUUACAAGAAAUUCGUAAUGAAGUCAAGUCUAAUGAUCUCGAUAUAAAGUCAAAUGCUGUUGCCAAAUUGACCUAUGUAAAGUUAUACGUGUUUCUUAUAAAGAACCCUUUUUUUUUCUGAUGUUUAUUGCUAGCUUCAUAUGCUUGGUUAUGAUAUGUCCUGGGCCUCUUUUCAUAUGGUAGAAGUUAUGUCUAGUUCAAAGUAUACCCAUAAACGUACAGGUUAUUUAGCAGCUAGUCUUUCCUUUCAACAAGACACAGACGUGCUCAUGUUGACUACAAAUUUGAUCAAGAAAGAUUUGGCUGCCCCUUCUGUGGUUGAUAUCGGUACAGCCCUCAGUGGUCUUUCCCAUAUUGUCACACCAGAUUUAGCUAGAGAUUUAUCCCCUGAUUUAGUCAGCAUGUUAAACCACUCUCGGCCUUACAUUCGAAAGAAAGUUGUACUAGUACUCUACAAGAUCUUCCUCAAGUUCCCUGAAGCAUUACGUUUGAGUUUCCCUCGUCUUAAAGAAAAGUUGGAGGAUCCUGAUCCAUCUGUUGUCUCGGCUGUCGUAAGCGUUGUUUGUGAACUAGCCCGUAAAAAUCCCAAAAAUUAUUUGUCACUUGCCCCUCAAUUGUUUAAGCUGUUGACCACUUCGUCCAAUAACUGGAUGUUGAUCAAGAUCAUCAAGUUGUUUGCUUCUUUAACCCCUCUUGAACCAAGACUCAUUAAGAAACUAUUACCUCCAUUGACUUCCUUGAUUCAAACAACGCCUGCGAUGUCUCUGUUGUAUGAAUGUAUCUAUACUGUCAUUACAGGCGGAUUUUUAGAAGCUGCAGGCGAUGCAGGUAAUGCUUUAGCAGCUACUUGUACAAACAAGUUGCGUCGAUUCCUCGAAGAUCCUGAUCAAAACCUGAAAUAUGUGGGUUUGUUGGCUAUGGGAAAACUACUGGCUACCCAUCCCAAACUUGUUGCUGAACAUAAAGACAUUAUCUUGGAAUGCAUUGACGAUGAGGAUAUCAGUAUUCGCUUACGUGCUUUGGAUUUAGUGGUAGGCAUGGUUAACCGCAAGAACAUUAUGGAUAUUGUCAAACGUUUGAUUGUACACAUUAUGCCCAAGGAUCAAUUUUUGCAUCACCAACAGGAAUCAUUGCAUGAUUCUUCUACUAUUUUUGACCCUGCUUAUCGUACAGAUAUCAUUCACCGUAUCAUAUUUAUGUGUUCGCAAAACCAUUAUCACUACAUUCAUGAUUUUGAGUGGUACUUGUCUGUGCUGGUCGACAUUACUUAUGCUGCUGGUGUGAAUGUGGGCGAUAUGUUGACAAAUCAAUUGAUGGAUGUCAGUGUGCGAGUCAAGAGUGUACGAGAAUACUCUGUAAAGCAAAUGUAUCAUUUGCUACAAGACAAACAGUUUUUGGAAACAGCUAAAAAACGAGAUGCCAACAUUGAAGUCUUGUCUGCUGCUGCAUGGAUCUGUGGUGAAUAUUGCAAUUAUUUAGAAGACAUUCCCUCUACACUCGAAUGUUUGUUGACUCCUCAAGUAACAAAGUUGCCUGUCAAGGUACAGACUAUCUAUGUUCAUAGUGUGAUCAAAAUCUUUGCUUACUGGACAACUGAACUGAUUCCUCAAUGGAAUGCUGAACUCCAAGGCGAAUUCAUCAAAGUAACUCAGGUGAUGCAUGAUAAAAUGGACAUGUUUACUCACAGUGCUGAUUUGGAAGUGCAAGAGCGGGCUUAUGAUGUCAAGUCUUUAUUUGCUUUAAUUCUGGAUGCAGUUCAGAGCAGCACAGAUCAAGUUCCUUCUGUGCUUGAGGGUUUGCCUGAAUUGUUCUUUAUUUAUGAAUUGAACCCCGUGGCGCCUAAGGCUCAAUCAAAAGUGCCUGUGCCUGAAGGUCUUGAUUUAGAUGCUUGGAUCAAUGAACCCUUACCUGAUUUAAUUCAAGACUUGGAUUCAGAUGAUGUUGAAGAACCUAAACAUGUCUCUGUUCAAAAGAAGCAUCGUAAGAAAAAAUCAAGCAAGUCUGCCCAUUAUGAGAGCAGCCAAGACGAAGAAGAGAAAGAAAAGCGCCGUGCUAUCAGAAGAGAAGCUCGCAAGAAUGAUCCUUACUAUAUUGGUGGUGAUACAAGCAACAGAAAACUUUUGGAAUUGGACGACAGUGACAUUGAAUCGAUUCCCGUGGUAGAACUAAGCUUGGAUGAUAUUAAGAAAUCCAGUACUGCUAAGAAAUCAUCCAAGCGCUCUGCUAAAAAGCCUGUUGCUCGUCCUGUUUAUGCUGAAGAAGAAAUGCCUGAAGAUGCCGUUGUCUCUGACGAAGAAAAACAAAAGAAGAAAAAGAAGGGUGUUGUCUACACUAAAAAGUCUACUCGUGAUAUCUUUGAGAAUAAUGAAGAACAGGGCUUGAAUAAUGUUGACUUGAACACACCUUUGGGUGAAGAUGAAAAGUUCCAAGCUCCUCGGACUUAUCUUAGCCCUGAAGAACUUCGCUUAAAGGAAGAAGCUCGCUAUAGAGCUGAACGCAAACAACUCAAAGCACUUCAGAGAAAGAACAAGGAAGUUUUGGAAAUUAAAAAGAAAUCAACCAAGUCUUCUUCUUCUACUACUCAACCAGAAAAGAAAAAGAAAAAGAAGUCCACAAGCAAAAAAUCUGCCAAGCAAAAGCAAGAAGAAGAGGAGCAAAAGUUGGCAGAAGAAGAUUUAUCUGUCAAUGCGGAACAAGUACGGGAUGUAGUCAAUCAAGAAGAAAAUCGCCACUUAAAGCCUAUCCAAGUCUUCAGUGAUGAUCAGAUUUCUUUAAUGGCCACAUUGAGUUUACUUGAUCAAGAAACACCUACCAUUUCCAUUCAAUUUGUGAUGGAAAACAAGAGUGCUGAAACAAUGCUUCCUAGUGCUCAUAUGGAGUUUGCACAGUCCUUUGAUUUAACCUGGGUUGAAAACACAGAUACCAAUGUUGCAUCUGCUACUGAGCAUUUUGAAUUACAAGCUAAUGAAAAGGUCGAAUCAAAGGCUUGUUUUGAAGUCAAGGGCAAUGCUAGAAAGGGGCUUUGUCUUCGUGGUGAUUUGUUUUAUGAUGUAGAGAAUUCAUCUGCUCUGCAUCAAAAUGCCUUUGAAUUACCUAUACCUGUCAGUUUAUUCUUGUUACACGAUGCUUUGAUGGAUCCUAGCGUAUUUGCCAGUAUGCUAGCAGAGCGUGGUAACGAAUUUGAAUACCAUGCUCAUAUCACCAUUGAUGUGCCCCUUUCCAAAGAAGAGUCGAUGCAAGAUGCUAUUAUUCGUGCUUUCGAGAUUGUCACACGUACUUCUGGUCUAGCUGUCGUGGAAGUGAUUGCUGGUGCUGCUUCAUUGUAUGGUAAAAGUAUUCAAGGUGUCCAAGUGGCUGGUUUGCUUAAAUGCAACUUGCAAACAGAACAAGAAUCUGCUAAUUUAGAUAUUGAUUUAAAGAGUACAGAAGAAGGAUUGUUAGAAGGCUUGGUCUAUGAAUUAGAAAAUGUACAAGUAGUGUAAAAUAAACUAUUUUUUUGGACUGCA
Messenger RNA from Gilbertella persicaria, 3628 nucleotides. Its product is annotated as adaptin N terminal region-domain-containing protein. The record is from RefSeq and is a predicted model, not a curated record. Gene Ontology annotation, biological process: protein targeting to vacuole; Golgi to vacuole transport. Gene Ontology annotation, cellular component: AP-3 adaptor complex; endosome membrane; membrane coat. Bases 263 to 3604 code for a protein of 1113 amino acids. NCBI's taxonomy places the organism in Eukaryota, Fungi, Mucoromycota, Mucoromycetes, Mucorales, Choanephoraceae. The transcript is spliced from 8 exons.